This is a messenger RNA of Papaver somniferum (opium poppy), 393 nucleotides long. Its product is annotated as protein RALF-like 34. Lineage: Eukaryota; Viridiplantae; Streptophyta; Magnoliopsida; Ranunculales; Papaveraceae. The transcript has a single exon. Bases 1 to 393 code for a protein of 130 amino acids. The record is from RefSeq and is a predicted model, not a curated record.
AUGGCGGUCUUCUUACCAAAACAUCUCAUCCUAUGUUUCUCUAUCAUGUUCUUCAUCAGUAUUACUAUUACUUCAGUUGUAGAGUCUCACAUUGAUGAAUCAAGCUUGGGUUUUAUGAGUGAGGCUUUAGAAUGGCCAACUUCCAAUGCAAAUCUCUAUGAAGAAGUAGAUGAUGGUUUUGGCAGCGAAGAAGGAGAAAGCAAAGCUGAUAGAAGAUCUCUGUUUUGGAGAAGAGUGCAUUACUACAUUUCUUAUGGUGCUCUUUCUGCUAAUAGGAUUCCAUGUCCACCUCGUUCAGGAAGAUCUUAUUAUACUCAUAACUGUUAUAAAGCUAGAGGCAUCGCUCAUCCUUACUCCAGAGGUUGUUCCAAAAUCACUCGUUGCAGAAGAUAA